This is a messenger RNA of Homarus americanus (American lobster), 8320 nucleotides long. Its product is annotated as two pore potassium channel protein sup-9-like. The record is from RefSeq and is a predicted model, not a curated record. Bases 129 to 920 code for a protein of 263 amino acids. Gene Ontology annotation, cellular component: membrane. Lineage: Eukaryota; Metazoa; Arthropoda; Malacostraca; Decapoda; Nephropidae. Gene Ontology annotation, molecular function: potassium ion leak channel activity. The transcript has 5 exons. Gene Ontology annotation, biological process: potassium ion transmembrane transport; stabilization of membrane potential.
CAUCUUCCACAGGGUACGGUCACUCGACGCCCAACACGGUACCGGGCAAAAUCUUCACCAUCCUGUACGCCAUCUUGGGCAUCCCGCUGUGCCUGGUGCUCUUCCACUCCAUUGGUGAACGCCUCAACAUGGUCUCCUCCAUCGCCAUCAAGCAAAUCAAGAAGAUUCUCAAGUGCCAGGACACAGAUGCCACAGAGAUAGACUUGAUCUUGGUGGUGACAACUCUCUCCACCAUCACCAUCACCUCGGGGGCCGCUGUCUUCUCCCGCUACGAGAGCUGGUCCUACUUCGACUCCGUCUACUACUGCGUCAUCACCCUCACCACUAUAGGGUUUGGGGACAUGGUGGCGCUGCAGAAGGAUCACGCCUUGGACCAGAAGCCUGAGUAUGUGGCCUUUGCCCUUAUCUUCAUCCUCUUCGGCAUGGCCAUCGUCGCCGCCUCUCUCAACCUGUUCGUCCUUCGUUUCGUCACUAUGAACACUGAGGACGAAAGACGUGACGAAGCCGAGGCGUUGCAGGCGGCGGCGGGGGCGGUGCGGCUGGAAGGGGAUGUGAUCACAGCCAACGGUUCCAUACUGUCUGGCCAGUGUCCUCAGGAGGGCGCGUCCUUCACCGACCUCACCUCCGUCUGUUCCUGCACCUGCGCCUCCUGUGCCCCGUGUCAUGCCCUCCCCUUCACCCGCUCCUACAGCUUCCGCAAGCGGUCGAUGAACCUCUCAUACAUCCUCCCGCGUCGACAACGGCUCCAGCAACAGCGGGAACAGCAGCAACAGCAACGGGAAAUGCAGCAACGGGAACAUCUGCAGCGGGAGAGAGAACAGCAGCAAGUGACCCACACGGACACUCAGGAGGAACUGUGCUCCUCCUCCUCAGAGAGUGACGUCACACCCACGUUGGCGCAGAAGAGAAACUCGGUCUAGUAUUAUGUGAAGGACAGACUGACGUGCAUAGGUGAGAGGGCAGUGAGAGGGAACUAUAAAACGUCAGGGUGUGGGAGAAAGGGGAAAGUGAGAGGGCAAGGGAAAAGUGGACUAAAAACGUCGAGGGUGUGAGGGAAAGUGGAAAGUGAAAGGGCAAGGGAAAAGUGGACAGGAUAGGGAAUAGAAAGUGAAAAAAAGGAAAUGAAUAGGAGAGAGAAUUAGAAAUAUGAGAGAAAUUAUAAACAAUAGGAAAUGAGAAAGGAAAAGAGUGGACAAGGAACGUGAGGAAAAGGGAGGAAAAAGAGAGGGAAAUAAGAAGGUUGGGAAGAAUUAGGAGAAAUUAAUGAGAAAAGAGAGACGAAAGAAAAUGAAGAGAUGAAGGAGUGUUAUUACAAUGAGGAAGAGUGAAAGUUAUAUUAGAGAAAAGGAAAUGAAGAAAAUAUGCGAUUAAAGAAAGUGAUGAAGACGAAGUAAGGAAGCGUAGAGUGGAAAGGGAAAGCGUGGAAGAGAUAGAGAAAUUAAAACAAGGAAUCAGAGAGUGACUGAAAGAAAAAACAGUAAGGAACUGACUACUCUCGAAGGUGGACCGUGUGAUGUAAGUGAAUGAAUGCCAAACUAACAAGUGAAUUCGUUGUAAAUCCACUGCAGGCGUAAACAGUGAAUGACGUCACCAAAAACGUUUCUUCGGGGGGAUACAGAACGUUUUUUUUUCUUGAGUGAUGUGAAACGUUUGUAAAUGAGGAACAAAGCUGAGAAUGCUUGAUAAAUCUAGCCUUGACUUGUUCUGAGAUACAACCCAGAUUAAGCCUACUUAUUUUAAGAUAUAUUUAAGAGGUCAGGUCAUGGGGUCAAAGUUGGCACGACACUGAUCUCUGGACUGCUAGACACACUAUAAAUGUCUCCUGUACAUACACAGGCACCACAGAUAGUAUAGUGCCAACUUUGAAGCCCUGAACUGACCCCUUAAUUCACUUUGUUAUACGAUUCUUCCGAUAUUUAAAGAGGAAGAAUAUUUUUCAGGUGAAAAUAUCUCGUUAUGACGUGCGUCGAGGUAGAGACGCAUAAGGUGUGGAACGCGGAAUUUAUAAAGCCGUCCCAACUUAAUUUACCCAGCACCUGUGUCGGUCCACGGAUCUGAACGAAUGCUGUCUUGGUCCAAAGUAUAGCCUUUCCUACCUUGUUCAGAUACCUUAGAGAGUUGUUCCUUCCUAACUCGCUCUCUCAUGCCGAAACUAAACGAAAAGAAAUAUAUUGUAUACACAUAUGCAUGUAUAUAUAUAACAUGAAAAUAAACAAUUGAAUAGUGAAGGAAAAUUUAGAAGAAAAUAAAAUAAAUUUCGAAGGUUCGCCUCAACUCGCGUACAAAGUUCAGUUAAAAAGAGACAAAAUUUUUUUUUAUACUGGAAGUUUUUCCAACAUUACUUUCAACCUCGAAAUAUAGACGAAAUUCAUUUAUCAAAAAAGGGGGAGAUUUAUUGACUUAUUUAUUUACUUCGUACUUACCAGAUUAACCCUCAAUAAAAUUUUAAUUGUUGGAAAAAAAUUAUAUGGAAUUAGUUUAUUUCGGCAAUCUUACAGACAUUGUGUAGUGUAGAUAUUAAGUACAUUUGUGAAAAACAAAAGUCUCUCAAGGCUUUUAUAUAAUGUACCUGUAUAUAUAUUUUUUGGAGGAGUGGAACUUUGAAGGAAAUGGUACGGUAUUUUGAAAGUAUUUUUCCCCUUUCUGGAGGUAAUUUGAUUUUUGAAAGUAGAGUAAUCGUUUUUUGGAAAGUAAGUGGUAUCUAGAAUUACUUAAAGUGGUUUUUGAAAGUACUGUAUUGUAAUUGAGGAUUUUAAGGUCAAAGUUUUUUUUAAAGGGAUGUAUAUUAGGGCCGAAAGGUACAGUAAAUACUUUUAAAAGGGAAUUUUCAAUGUAUCUGUUUUUAAGUACUGUAUAAUAAUUGUAGUUUUUGGGAAGGUAAUUUUUUUGAGGUAUUGUAGUUGUUAAAGUAAUUUGUUGUUUUUUUAAGUUUAAAUGCUCAUGAAAUGGAAUCUAUGAAAUAACAGCUUUUUUUAAUUAACUAGUUUCAAAAGUCAAUUUACAAGAUGUUUUUAUAAUAUGUUAUCAGAUUUUUUUUAGAAUAAUUGAGUUUUUAUGGUAAUAUUGAUUUUUUUUAAAUAAUCAUUGUUUGUAAUUUGCAUAUGAAGGUAAUUUUUCUUGUGAAGUAAGUGGUUUGAUUUACAGGUACAGUACUUGUAUUUUACCGUCUUUUUGUAAUGUAAUUGACCUUUUAAGUCGUGUUUUUAAGAUAAUUGUUUUUUAAGGCAAGAAUUUUUUUAAGUAUAGUAAUUACUUUUAAGGUAAACUAUUUUUGUUUUAGGCAAUAUCUUAAGUAAUAAAUUUUAAAGUUAACUAGAUUUUUAAGUCUUUUAGUUUAAGGAAAUUUUUCUUUAGUAUUUUUUAAGAUAACUGUUAUUUUAAGUUAUGAUAUUAAGAUAACUAGUUUCUUUUGUCAUUUACAGUAAUAUUAAUUUAGGCAAUUAUUUUUUAUUUCUUUUUUUUAAUAUGGUAGUUUUUUUUACAUUUAAAAUAACAAACCUUUGAUAUUUUCUAAGGUGAUUGAAUUUUUUUAUAGCAAUUAGUUGAUAAAAGUAAUCGGUUGAUGGAAAUUAAUGUUUUGUUAAGGUAAUUAAUUCCUGAAGUAAUUGAGAGUAUUCGAAGACAGUUAAGAUGGUAAUUACAUGAUUCGGUCGUAAAGAUUCAGUUAGUAAUAUUUUCCAAAGUACAGUAUUUUAUAAUCCUGUUUGGUAAAGUUAUUUCUUCCCCCACCAAAAAAAAAUAAUAAUUUGUUCGAAAAAAAUGGUAUAAUAGAUUACAGUUAAUUAAACCGGAAAUUCAUCGAGGGAAUUGCUUCAAACUAACGAUAUUUUUCCACCAUCAGUCAAAAUAUACCCAAAAGAAUUAUACGCAUAUAUAUUUUUUUUCUGAUGUAAUUUUUGGAGGGACCUUCGGUACUUCAAACUAGUGAUUAUUUUUUUUUGCCUCCAGACUGACAUAGAGGGGCUUAUUCAGUUGUAGGGCGUGAGAGUUACCAUGACGGGGCAGCCUCAACACUGUGAUAGCUUCCUGGCGCAUUAUGCAAGGCUGAGAAACCUCUAUUGUACAUACUUAUAACAAUUUAUUUACCUAACCUCAAGACAAGACACUCACUCCUUCCUACCUGACUCAUCUCCUCCUACCUAGAGAAGAACAAGUCUCUAAUUGUGCUAAUAAUAAUAAUAAUAUUAAUCCACAACAAACUUGUUAAUUAUUAUUAUAUAUAAAAAAAAAGAAACUUCAAUUUUUGAGGUUGUGUGUUUGUUCCCCAGAGUAAGGUGUGUUACAGGGGUCAUGUUGACGGCUCACAGGUGAUACUGUACUGGUGUGUGUGUGUGUGUGUGUGUGUGUGUGUGUGUGUGUGUGUGCGUGUGCGUGCGUGUGCGUGCGUGCGUGCGUGCGUGCGUGCGUGCGUGCUUAAUGGUUCAGAUUUAGUAUGACACUGUUGGUUUGGGGGGCUUACACACACACAGUAUGGUGCCACCUGAGGCCCUGUUAGAUGAUCCCUCAAACAGUUGUAUAAGGAUGGAAGAACAAUUGUUUUUCAUUUUGGUUCUGUCCUAAAACGAAUUGAUGGAUACGUGUCUUGAGAGUUCGUGGGUUAGGAUAUGUGUCCAUGAAGGGCAUGUCCAGGAAGGCGUGUCUUCAAAUACUCAAGUCUUAGUGACACGUGCCUGAGAUUAGGACUCCUAAGGGUGAUCAUUCGAGGUUCUAUGUCCUAGGAUACGUGUUUGUUAGACAUGCCUUCAAGAGCAUUCGCCUAGGGAAUAUGUGGCCAAACAUUAAUACGUGUCCAGUUAUACAUGUCCAAAGAUUAUGUAUCCAAGAGUACAUGUCCAAGAAUAUGUGAGAGUUAUCAAAGGAAAUGUGUUUUGGGUAUAAGUGUCAUAGUGGCGUCUAAUUUAUGAAUUGUUUUUCUCUGUUACAAUUCAUCUAUAUAAUGUAAUAUAUAGAGACCCACAAAGACACAACAGGAACCUACAUAACGAAUUACGUUGAGCCUUAAUUCCUCUUGACCUAAAGGUUCUUUUUUUAUUAUUUCCUUUGGUGGUAAAUGUCUGUUGGAGACCGUCUAUCCUAGGGUAAGAGUGGACGACUGUUUGUAAGAGUUACCCCAAGCCAGUGCUGCAGGAUCCGUUUUCUAUGUCAAGGGGAAGUUGAAACUACAGUAUAUAGUCUCUGCAGAUAUUUUUUUUCUAUAAGUUCGAAAUCCACUACAGUGAUUUUUAAAUGAGUUUAAUAUCAACCAUAUAGAUUUUUAGGAAAGUUUUAAAAAUCUACCACAAUAGAUUUAUGGAGUUUUAAAAUCUAUUAGUGCCUAUUUAUCAGGAAUUCAAAUGAGAUUCUGAAUAGUUCAAGAUUAAAUGACAUCAGAUUUUUUUUUAACAAGUAAAACAAAAAUACAUCACUGGAGAAUUCGUUAGGUUCAGGAUCUACAAAAAGACAGAUUAGUAAGUAUAAAAUUUAGAAUCGAUACUAGCACAAGUACAGCCUCCGAUUUUUGCAGAUUUCGAAGGCCUGUUAUCAAGUACCAGUAGCUGAUUUGACUGAAGGUUUACCACACACACACACACACACACACACACACACACACACACACACACACAGUCACACACACACACAGUCACACACUCGCAUAUUUCAGCCAUCUAUUGUCAAGGACGAUAUAUCCACCUCAUCGUCUAAAGUGUCACUCCACCACCACCUACUCCACAGUCAUACACACCUCUCUGAUUGGUCAUUUAGGCCCCCAUCCUAAUAGAUCCCAAUUGUAAGUCUAAUUAUGUCCCAAUUGGUGCCAUUUAACUGCUGUCUCAACAGGUCAUUGUACCAGGUCAUCAUAACCAAGUCAUACCAGGUCAUUAUGCCAGGUCCAUCAUAUCAAGUCAUACCAGGUCAUUAUACUAUGUCGUUAUACCAGGAAAUCAUAACAGGUCAUCAUACCAAGAUCAUCUUCAUAUCAGGUCAUUAUACCAGGUCAUCAUACUAAGUCAUUAUACCAGAUCACACCAAGUCAUCAAACCAGGUCAUUAUACCAGGGCAUUAUACCAAGUCAUCAUCAUACCAGGUCACACCAAGUUAUCAUACCAGGUCCAUCAUUCCAGGUUAUCACAGCAAGUCAUACCAGGACACAUGAAGAUCAACUUUGGAAUCUUUAUCUUUAAAUAUUAAUUAGAAAUGACAUAAAGUGAAGGAAAAUAAGGGAAAAAUAGUAUAAAAUUGGCUCUCCUGUGGCACUGGCUCUCCUGUGGCACUGGCUCUCCUGUGGCACUGGCUCUCCUGUGGCACUGGCUCCCUGUUGAGAGAAUUGACGUGUGUUGUCAAUUUUUUCCUCAUGCUUGCAAUUUAAAUCCUUCAAUUAUCCUUCUUUUAAUUCUCUUUCAUUCUUAUCAAGAUUUUUUCUACAAAGUUGAUACAGAAGUUCCGGCAGAAGAGGGACUGGUAUCGUAAGAAUACUACUACUAAUAACAAUAAUAAUGAUAAGAAUAAUAAUAAUAAUGAUAAUAAUAAUAAUAUUAAUGAUAAUAAUAAUAAUAUUUAAUCCAGUUAUGCUUCUCGAUAAAAUUUUUGGGUAAGACUGAUGAUUAUUUUUUUUUCUACCUAAAGGGUAAGUUUAGUGGACCAUAGGCGCGUGUGUGUGUCUAUAGCUUUAAAAAAACCAAUGUAAGGAAACAAUUACGAGUGAAAACAUAAAUACAUACAUGCAUAUAUGGACGCUAUACCUUACCCAUAAAAGGAGGUAGACCAACAAUACCAGAGUGAUGUUUAAGCUUCUUGGCUCUUUUAAACUUUCUCCUCACAACACACGUAGACAAAAUAAUCUUCUCUCAAAACUUAUAUUAAUCUUAUGUUAAUGUGAUAAUUAUUGUUUAUUUUGUUUAUUUGUUGAUAUGUUUAGGAGGAAGUUCAGUCAGUAUUAUUUCAAGAAUCGUUAAUAUAAACUUUGAGGUCUUGUGUUUAUAAAAUUAAACAGGGUUUUCGAAAUCUUAUUCUAAAUCUAUAUCAGAUUUUUUUUAAAUAUUUCCAUAUAAUUUUCACCGUUAUAUAUUUUUGAUUAUUUUAAUUCUUAGUUCAUUUGUGUACAUUAGUUUUCCAGGAAGAUUUAUUUAUUUUUAAUCUUUGCCUAGUCUUUAUUUUUAUAUUUUUUUAUACGUUAUUUUAAGGCGAUAUCGUUUUCAACGUUAAUCUUGACACCUAAUUAAACUUUACUCCUUACUUUUUCCUUCAUAUCUUCCAAAAUAUAUUAAUUUUUUUCAAUUCUUCAUCAUAUCAAAUAUUCGCCUCGACUCAUUAUCUCUCUAUAAGCUUUUUCACCCCAAUUUUUUAUAGUAAGCAUUUUCUUAUUUCCAAAAUCUUUCCAUGAGAUUUUCUUCUGUUGGAAACUUCAUCAAACCCGAGGAAGAAAGUUUGCCAAGUAAGCGUUUGAGACUAGUGACUCUCCUUCAAACUUCAGCAGUCAAGAUUGUUCGAGCGUCGCCUCGGAGUCAAACUCUUUCUCCACUUGUAACCAAAUCUUGGAACAUAAUAAUAAUAAUAAUAAUAAUAAUAAUAAUAAUAAUAAUAAUAAUAAUAAUAAUAAAAACAUUAUCUUUACGCCAAAAAAAGAGAAAAAGAAAAAAUACCUCAUGUAAAAUAUAUAUAUAAAUGAAUAAUUAAUGUAUUGAAGACGAUGAGUAACACAAAAUGUGCAGUGUUUCUGUGUUAAAAAAAAUUCAAUACUGUACUGGGUCAAGAAUCUUCAAGAACUCGUACUUUUAAUAUUACUCUUAACUGGGAAUAUAAAUCUGAUUAAUUAACAUAAGAUAUUAUACUAACAACAACAACAACAAAAAUUACUUCAAAAUUAUACUGAGACGCUACCUAAAAAAAUAAAAAAAAAUAAAAACUUUCACUUCGCACCAAACAAAAUUAUCUUUACAUAAUGUUAGGAAAAUAUAUAACUGAUAUACCAGAUAAUGUUUUCUCCUAACUGGUGCUAAAAUUUAGGUAGAGUCAGCGUGAUUUUGGGGAUAUUCUUGUCAAUUAUUGUUAUGUUUUACUUGAAGUCAUUUCUAUACAGUUUUACAUCUUCACUUACAAGUAAUAUUUAUUGUACAAACUCUUAAGACUUUGACCUCUAUACCAACUAUGGACGACGAUACUAUUUCAGAAUUGCUACAGAAAUUUUUUUCUUGCCUACCUUAACGACCAAGACACGGGGGCAACUUUUACAUAUAAAAAUCCCAGAAGAAUAUAAAAUUAACAGUUCAAUACCAUAUUCCCUUAUUGAGGCUGUAUAUUUCUAGCCAUUCUGUAUCUAUUUGUAAUAAACUCUUUUCCCUUU